AUGUCCGUAGCACUGCGCCUCUCUGGUGCGGCAGCAGAUGAAGCUGCAGACGGCUAUGUCCGUGAUGAUGCGAUGGAGGCCAGCCAGCACAGUAUCAAAAAGCUGGCUGGUCAUCCGGCCGUCUCUGAGGCUUGGUCGAGUACGCAGCGAGAGUAUGAACUCAACUGUGGUUGCAGUUGGAAGGCAUUUCCGCUGCACUGCUUCGAUAAGGUCUCUUCACCGGAACAUCAUUCAACCAGUUAUUUCAGGGUUCUGCAAGCUAUAGAGACGAGAAUUAUCGGUAUCCCGCAUGCUAGCUACGUCGUUUCCAAGACAUGCGAGUACCUAGCGGCGGGCGUGGUCGCUAGUGUGUGGUAUUCGUUGGGCGUAGCGCCCAGCAGCGGUCGUCCCGGCGGCAGAUGUCAUCAUAUUCCACAAAGUCUGGACGAGAUUCAGUUUCAUUCCGAGCCUUUGGCCUCGUUGAGGACAGUGCUUCGCGCCGGCGUGAAAUGUGGUCUGGCGAGUGAAGACGCGCCGUACCAAAUCAUUCUAAAGCACAAAAGAGGUAGGUCCUCUCUACUGAACUUGGGGGCUCAGGUGCCGUUUCGUAUUUCGGGCAGCGUUGCCAAGGCGCUUGUCAGGGGCGAGGCAUUGAAAGAGAUUGUCACUGAGGCCGCAGGAACGAGAUGAGACGCGUUGGUACGAAGGGAUUUUUAGGUUUUUUCUCCCCCCCAUUUCAAAAAGAUCGCCCGAGAGAACUCACAGACGGAGAAGGCAGCCAUUUUCUUCAAUGCGUGAGACAUUGGCGUUUUGGAGGGGGGAGGGGAGGGGAGGGGAAGGUGGCAGACCCGCUAGGCACCUUUUGGGCUUAGAACAGGGGUCCUCAGGGACCUGUCUAGGUAAAGGCAAAGGUAGGUAGACAGGUUCCUACCUAGACAGG
This is a messenger RNA of Colletotrichum navitas, 919 nucleotides long. RefSeq lists its product as uncharacterized. The coding region runs from base 1 to 669 and encodes 222 amino acids. The record is from RefSeq and is a predicted model, not a curated record. NCBI's taxonomy places the organism in Eukaryota, Fungi, Ascomycota, Sordariomycetes, Glomerellales, Glomerellaceae. The transcript has 5 exons.